CUCAAUUUAUAAAACUUGUAGUUUCUGAAUUGUUCUUGUUUUCCUUUUCCUUCAUCUCCGAAGAAAUACAGAUAGUAAAGGAAAAGGAAACAAGAACAAAUUACACAAAGAUGACUACCGCAAACACUGAUACAAUCCGUAAUAUCAUUGGGGUGAUCGGAAAUGUGAUUUCUUUCGGUCUAUUCGCCUCGCCUGCACCUACAUUUUAUAAGAUCAUCAAGAAAGGAGCAGUGGAGGAUUUUUCUCCAAACCCUUACCUCGCCACCAUACUCAACUGUGCACUAUGGGUUUUUUAUGGCCUUCCUUUUGUUCAUCCACACAGCAUUCUUGUUAUCACCAUCAAUGGAGUGGGUCUCGUUGUAGAAUUCGCCUACAUCUUCACUUAUCUCAUGUACGCCAACAAAAAGCAAAGACUGUACGUGUUCAAAGUGUUGGCAAUUGAAAUAGUUUUCUUUGCCUUGGUAGUUGGUGUUACUCUUGGGUUCCUGCACACUAUCGAGAGAAGGACAAUGGUUGUCGGAAUUUUCUGUCUGAUCUUCAACAUUGCCAUGUAUGCAAUGCCAUUGGACGUAAUGUUGUUGGUUAUCAGAACAAAAAGUGUUGAGUACAUGCCGUUUUUCCUUCUGCUUGCAAAUUUCCUCAAUGGUGGAACUUGGUUGACGUUCACAUUGCUCCGUUUCGAUCUUUACAUCUUUAUAAGUAAUGGCUCUGGUUGUUUUCUUGGCUUUAUCCAAUUGAUAAUAUACGGAACUUACUACAAGUCGACCCCAAAGAAAAACAAUGAUGAUGAGAAGCCUUCUGGGGAUGUACAGCUCUCGAGUGUCUGA
This is a messenger RNA of Papaver somniferum (opium poppy), 827 nucleotides long. RefSeq names its product bidirectional sugar transporter SWEET6b-like. The transcript has a single exon. Bases 111 to 827 code for a protein of 238 amino acids. Gene Ontology annotation, biological process: carbohydrate transport. NCBI's taxonomy places the organism in Eukaryota, Viridiplantae, Streptophyta, Magnoliopsida, Ranunculales, Papaveraceae. Gene Ontology annotation, molecular function: sugar transmembrane transporter activity. Gene Ontology annotation, cellular component: membrane. The record is from RefSeq and is a predicted model, not a curated record.